CAGUCCCGGGGUGGGAUGGCAGGGGGAGGCAUCCGCAUUGCAGGUGCACCAGAAGCGCCCCUGGGCCUGGCCCUGCUUUGUCUGGGAGGCGUUAGGGUGGAGGCCGGCUGAAUCCGCGUCGCCUUUUCAAAUGCGUUUUGCCACUGAGUGGACGUUAGAGAACCCUCCCUGAUAAGUUACAUUGUCUCCAGUCCAGAUAACCCUUUACGUCACCUGGAUGUCAGCAUGGCGACCACAAACCUGGAGAACCAGCUGCACAGUGCGCAGAAGAACCUCCUGUUCCUUCAGCGGGAGCAUGCCAGCACCCUCAAGGGGCUGCAUGCCGAGAUCCGGCGGCUGCAGCAACACUGCACAGAUUUAACAUAUGAACUGAUGCUCAAAAGUGCAGACCAGACAGGAGACGGGUCUUCUAGAAGCAGCGAACUAAAGAAAAGAUGCGAAGACCUGGAAGCUCAACUAAAAUCCAAAGAGACUGAAAACAGCGAGCUGCUGAAGGAGCUGGAGCAGAAGAACGCCAUGAUCGCCGUCCUGGAGAACACCGUCAAGGAGCGGGAGAAGAAGUACCUGGAGGAGCUCAAGGUGAAGAGCCACAAGCUGAACAUGCUGUCCAGCGAGCUGGAGCAGCGGGCCAGCACCAUCGCCUACCUGACCUCGCAGCUGCACGCUACCAAGAAGAAGCUCAUGAGCGCCAGCGGCACCUCCGACAGCAGCCCAUCCGGCAGCCCCGUGCUGGCCAGCUACAAGCCAGCGCCCCCCAAGGACAAGCUGCCCGAAACACCCCGCCGCCGCAUGAAAAAGAGCCUCUCGGCGCCCCUGCACCCAGAAUUUGAAGAGGUCUACCGAUUUGGGGCUGAGAGCCGGAAACUCCUCCUGCGGGAACCAGUGGAGGCCAUGCCCGACCCCACCCCGUUCUUGCUGGCCAGGGAGUCCGCCGAAGUGCACCUCAUCAAGGAGCGGCCUCUGGUCAUCCCCCCCAUCGCCUCGGACCGCGGCACCAGCGAGCAGCCCAGCCCGGCCCGGGAGAAGCCGCUACACAAGGCCCACGUGGGGGUGGCCCACCGCAUCCACCACGCAGCCCCGGCCCCGCCUGAGGUGGAGACGCUGGCAGUGGACCAGGUGAAUGGAGGCAAGGUGGCGAGGAAGCACUCAGGGACGGACAGAACUGUGUGACGCCCGCCGCGCCGCUGUCCGCGCACUGUGACCACUCCCAAGAACUCACCCGCGCCACAUUUUCUUUUAACGCUCCCGUGCAUGCCAAAGUUUGUUUCAGACCCGUCCAAAGAUGACUCUCCUCUUGCGCCCACACCGACACCGCCACUCGACCCCCCAGAGUCCGCAUUCACUCAUCGCUGUGGCCAAACACCGCGUGCCGACGGCUGCUUCGCCCAUGUAACUCAGCGCCCGCUUGCGGAAGGCCCGGGCCGCAGGCCACGUCUCUGCCCCGGCUCCCGACAGCCCGUCACACCCAGGCGUCGAGCCCAGCAACAUGUACCGUACCGACCUUGACCUGACCCCGGGUGUCCGGGAGCCCGCCCCGCCCGCCCCUCCCCAGGGCGGCACGGCUCGCCGAGCAGCUGUACGCGCGUGUCACGGGAACUAAUAAGAUGACGUGCUCCUCAUACCACCACCUGAAUGUGUGUUCAUAGUUGCUGUGUUUUUUUUGUUAGUUUUAUCCAAAAUGUUCAAGAUCCCAACAAACUUUAUUUUCUAAACCUA
This is a messenger RNA of Condylura cristata (star-nosed mole), 1716 nucleotides long. RefSeq names its product coiled-coil domain containing 92 (gene CCDC92). Bases 226 to 1170 code for a protein of 314 amino acids. The transcript has 4 exons. Gene Ontology annotation, cellular component: centriole. Lineage: Eukaryota; Metazoa; Chordata; Mammalia; Eulipotyphla; Talpidae. The record is from RefSeq and is a predicted model, not a curated record.